AUGUACACAGCUUCAGUCACUGCUCCAGUUAAUAUCGCUACCCUUAAAUACUGGGGGAAACGUGAUAAAAACUUAAACUUGCCAACCAACUCCUCGAUUUCAGUCACACUUUCCCAAGAUGAUUUGAGAACUUUAACUACAGCCGCCGCUGAUGAAACUUUUGAAAAAGAUCAAUUAUGGCUCAAUGGUAAAUUGGAAUCCUUGGAUACCCCAAGAACUCAAGCAUGUUUGGCUGAUUUAAGACAAUUGAGACAAAACGUCGAAUCCACCAACUCAAGUUUACCAAAAUUAUCCCAAAUGAAAUUACACAUUGUCUCUGAAAACAACUUCCCAACUGCUGCUGGUUUGGCCUCUUCAGCUGCUGGAUUUGCUGCGUUGAUCACUGCCAUUGCCAAGUUGUUUGAAUUACCACAAGACAUGUCUGAAUUGUCCAAGAUUGCUCGUAAAGGUUCUGGGUCUGCUUGUAGAUCCCUCUUUGGUGGAUUUGUUGCUUGGGAAAUGGGUCAAGCCGCUGAUGGUGAAGAUUCCAAAGCCGUUGAAGUUGCUCCUUUGGACCACUGGCCAAGUAUGAGAGCUGUUAUUUUGGUUGUUAGUGAUGACAAAAAGGAUACUCCAAGUACUACCGGUAUGCAAGCUACCGUGCAAACCUCUGACUUAUUUGCCCACCGUAUCACCGAAGUUGUUCCAAAACGUUUUGAAGAAAUGAAAAAAUCCAUUGUUGAAAAAGAUUUCCCUAAAUUUGCCGAAUUAACCAUGAAGGAUUCAAACUCCUUCCAUGCCGUCUGUUUAGACUCUUACCCACCAAUCUUUUACCUCAACGAUACUUCCAAGAGAAUCAUCAAAUUGGUUGAAGGCAUCAACAAGGAAUCAACCAUUGCUGCUUACACAUUUGACGCUGGUCCAAACGCCGUCAUCUACUACGACGCUGCUAAUGAAGAUAAAGUCUUGAGCGAACUCUACAAGUCAUUUGGUCAUGUUCAAGGAUGGAAGAAAACCUACAAUGCCGAAACCCCAAUUCAAGGUGUUUCUCGUAUUAUUCAAACAUCUAUUGGCCAAGGACCACAAGUUACAAAAGAGUCAUUAAUCAACACCGAAACUGGGUUACCAAACUAA
Messenger RNA from Candida tropicalis MYA-3404, 1113 nucleotides. RefSeq names its product diphosphomevalonate decarboxylase (gene MVD). The coding region runs from base 1 to 1113 and encodes 370 amino acids. The record is from RefSeq and is a predicted model, not a curated record. Gene Ontology annotation, molecular function: ATP binding; diphosphomevalonate decarboxylase activity. Gene Ontology annotation, biological process: isoprenoid biosynthetic process; isopentenyl diphosphate biosynthetic process, mevalonate pathway. Gene Ontology annotation, cellular component: cytosol. NCBI's taxonomy places the organism in Eukaryota, Fungi, Ascomycota, Pichiomycetes, Serinales, Debaryomycetaceae. The transcript is spliced from 2 exons.